Messenger RNA from Triticum urartu, 2946 nucleotides. The record is from RefSeq and is a predicted model, not a curated record. Lineage: Eukaryota; Viridiplantae; Streptophyta; Magnoliopsida; Poales; Poaceae.
GUUGACGUAGACUCAACAGUCCAGCAAAUAGCAUGGAAAUGAAUUGAGCCCGCACAAGAGCACAGCCAGUACAACGAGCGUAUUCAACUAGUCAGACCAAUUUCAUCUCGGAAACCUUCAAAAUACUGUCCCCGGCGAGCCCAGGAACCCUUGCCGGCGUGGGGAGGCCAUCGUCGUUUUUCCGCCGAUCACAUCCUCUCCAUCAUCAGUCUCCGUUUUCAUUCAAGCACCAUGGGCCCUGCCGUUCUCUUCUUCCUCGUACUUGUAGCUGCAUCACUGUUGCCCUCCACGGCGCAACCCUGGCGCUAUCCACACUAUCCAAAUAAUACUACCAACCUUUCGACGGUGUGGACAAACAACGGCAAAUUCAGCUUCUACAAUAGCUCAGCCGUGCGCCCGAUUCUCCAAGGUUUAUCACCCGAACAAGAUCCAGAGCUUCCUGGUUUUGCCUUUGUAGCAGGGUUCAUAUGUCCCUUGACGCCUACAUGUGACAUGUCCCUCUUCGCUAUCUUUAUUGUACAUGUCUAUGCUGGCAUAUUGGAGCGGUUUUAUCCAGUGCAGGUGGUCUGGUGUGCCAAUCGGGCUAGCCCUGUUGGGGAGAAUGCCACCCUCGAGCUUACCACGGAUGGAAACCUGGUCCUCCGUGAUGCUGAUGGUAGCCACGUCUGGUCAAGUAACACCUCUGGCCAAUCUGUAGCUGGCAUGCUGAUCACGAAGAUCGGCAAUUUGGUGUUGUUUGACCACAAGAAUGCAACUGUGUGGCAGUCAUUUGAUCAUCCCACUGACACAUUGGUCCUCGGUCAGUCACUUCAGGAAGGUACGAGACUCAUAGCAAGUACUUCUGCAACAAAUAUGACCCAAAAUCAGUUGUAUAUCACUGUACUCCCACAUGGGUUAUGUGCUUAUGCUGAAUCUGCACCACCACAACCCUACUACUGUUCGCCCUCGGUUCCCAACAACAAGAAAGGAAAUGUUACAUUUGUGAAUGGAAGCCUUGUCCGGUCAGAUUUUUCUGAUAUAUCACAGCUACCACCAGCUAAAUCCACCCAAUACAUGAGAUUAGAUUCAGAUGGACACAUGAGGUUGUAUGAGUAUGAAUGGUCUAUGGAAAAAUGGACUGUGGAGUAUGAUAUACUGCAAAUAGAUGACUGUGCUUACCCAACAGUCUGCGGAGAGUACGGUAUAUGCACCCAGGGACAAUGUGCUUGUCCACUUCAGAACUAUUCUAGUUCAAGCUACUUCAAGCCGGUGGAUGAGCGGAAGCCAAAUCUUGGUUGCACGCCAAUAACUCCAAUCUCUUGUCAAGAAAUUCAACACCAUUCGCUCUUGACACUCACUGAUAUUUCUUACUUUGAUAAAAGCCAUGACAUUGUAAAUUUGAGCGAAGAUGACUGCAAGCAAGCUUGCUUGAAGAACUGCUCAUGCAGGGCCGUUAUGUACAGCUAUGACCGGUUGGGUCCUGGUAGAUGUACCUGGAUGACAAAGGUCUUCUCCUUGCAAGCAAUGCAACCUGUAGGAAACUUAAGUUCCUCUACUUACCUCAAGGUGCAACUUAACCCCUCCAUUUCUGCAUCUUCUUCAAACAAAAUAAGAUAUAUUUCAAACAGAAAAAAGGUGAUGGUAGGUGCUACACUUGGAGCUAUUACUGCUCUUGCAUUACUUGUCAUUGUUGUCAUUCUUUAUCUACGAAGAAGGAACAAGUAUGAAGACAAAGAUGAGGAAUUUGAUUUCAAUCGAUUGCCUGGAAAGCUGAGGAGAUUUUCUCUAGAGACAUUGAGGGAAUGCACAGAAGGGUUCAAUAAGAAGCUCGGAGAAGGUGGGUUUGGGUCAGUUUUUGAAGGGAAAUUAGGUGAACAAAGAGUUGCAGUGAAACGUUUGGAAGGUGCUAGACAAGGAAAGAAAGAAUUCCUAGCAGAGGUUGAGACUAUCGGCAGCAUUGAACACAUCAAUCUUGUUAGCCUGGUUGGGUUUUGUGCAGAGAAGUUAGAGAGGCUUCUAGUAUAUGAAUAUAUGUCAAGAGGGUCACUUGAUAGGUGGAUCUAUUACCGCCAUAACAAUCCAUCUCUUGAUUGGUGCACCCGGUGUAGGAUAAUUCUGGAUAUUGCCAAGGGUCUGUGCUAUCUUCAUGAGGAAUGCAAGCGAAAGAUUGUUCAUUUGGACAUCAAGCCACAAAAUAUUCUUUUGGAUGACAAUUUCAAUGCCAAAGUGGCUGAUUUUGGCCUAUGUAAGUUAAUAAAUAGGGAUCAAAGCAAGGUAGUUACUGUGAUGAGAGGAACACCUGGAUAUCUUGCCCCUGAAUGGUUGACAUCACAGAUCACUGAAAAAGUUGAUGUCUACAGCUUUGGAGUUGUUGUCAUGGAAAUAGUAAGUGGAAGAAAAAAUAUUGACCAUUCUCGGCUCGAGGAGGAAGUUCAACUUAUAAAUGUACUGCGGGAAAAAGCUCAAAACGACCAAUUGGUUGAUCUCAUUGACAAGCAUAGUGAUGAUAUGGUUUCACGUCAGGAAGAAGUGAUUCAAAUGAUGAAGCUCGCAAUAUGGUGCCUGCAAAAUGAUAGCAUUCGAAGGCCUUCAAUGUCAAUAGUGAUCAAGGUAUUGGAAGGUUCUAUGAGUGUAGAAACUAUCGAUGCAAACUCGGUCAUGCUUGUUCAACAUAAUGCAUCAACAUAUUCAAUUCCACCACAAGCAUCAGUUUUAUCUGGCCCAAGGUGAAAUGGGUGGCUAUAAGUAGAAGUUAUUCGGCUUACGCACUCUAGCUUUUGUAUCCUAUUAUAUUUAUAUUUUGGAAUUACAUUUGAAAUGGCACAAGAUUAAACAUUUCAAGCCAAUAUAAUGUUUUGGAUUAGGAUUCAGGACAAAUGCAUCUAUAAAAUUACUUAGGUGGCAGGAAAGGAAAUCGAACGUUAUUCACGCUAGCAAUCCCCAUAUGAUGUGAUGUGAUAGUAUAGC